AUGAAGUGGAGAUGGAAAUUUGCAUGCGCAGGCAUCAGCCUAUGUCUCUUCCUAGGGCUCCUUGGCGGGUUUGAUUUGUUCUAUAGGGAGGAUCCUGCGCUGGGACAGUAUAAGCUUAUCAUCGAGGAACAUCUGUCGAGGUUAGGCAUUGGACUCGGGCUACGAACAGCAGAGAAGAACCCCGAAGUCCUGCACCAGGAGAACCUUAAGAAGGCGCCCAAAUACGUCACAGCGAUCCUUGACCCCUCCGAUCAUCACUUCAAACGGCUGUCAUGUCCGCGCCUAAAUAAGAGGCGGUACGAGUAUCUUAUCCCCUCCCAAUCCACCUCCGGACCGACCUACUUCUUCGCCCUGAACCUCAUCAAUAUCGCACACCUCCUCCCGCGCCUGAUGGGCUCCAUCGUCGAGACGCUGCGCUUCCUUGGCCCCGAGAACUGCGUCAUCUCCAUAGUCGAGGGCCACUCCGAGGACGGGACGAUGGAGAUUCUCGAGGCCCUCCGCCCCGAGAUCAGGAAACUGGGGGCCGAGUACCAUUUCCUGCGGAGCGAAAUCACGCCCAACGAUGGGCGCAGGAUCGAGCAUCUUGCCGAGUUAAGGAAUAUGGCGCUAGAGCCGCUAUUAAAUAAUAAGACGCACUUCGUCGAGGAUCCCACCGUUGUCUUCCUGAACGACGUGGCCAUCUGCAGUGAGGAUAUCCUCGAGCUAAUACACCAGAGGAGGCAUAUCGGGGCUGAUAUGACGUGUGCCAUGGACUGGUCCCACGUGCGGAGAUACCCGACCUUCUACGACGUGUGGGUCGCGCGGUCCAUUACGGGCAACUCGUUCUUCUAUAUUAAUCCCGAGGACGUCAACUGGGAUCAGGCGCACCUGCUCUUCUUCGACGAUCCGGCGGCGUUGAAACGCUUCGACGACCACCGCCCAGUGCAGGUGUUUGCCUGCUGGAACGGCGCCGUCGCCUUCGACGCCCGGCCCCUGCUCAAAGACGGGAUCCGGUUCCGCGACAGCCGCGAGGGGGAGUGUCACAUGGGCGAGCCGACCUACUUUUGUAAGGACCUGUGGGGGAAGGGUUACGGCAAGAUCGCCGUCGUGCCCACGGUGAACCUCGAGUACGAUGACAAGCACGGCGCGUGGAUCAAGAACAAGAAGGGCUACGUGGGCGACCUGGUUAAGGGCGACGACGGCGCCGGCGAUAUGGUGGAGUGGAAGGGCCCGCCAGAGAAGGUGCUUUGCAUGCCGGGGUGGAAGGACCAGAGCUGGGUGCCAUGGGAUGAGCAUUUGCGGUGA
Scedosporium apiospermum is the source of this 1284-nucleotide messenger RNA. RefSeq lists its product as uncharacterized. The transcript is spliced from 2 exons. The record is from RefSeq and is a predicted model, not a curated record. NCBI's taxonomy places the organism in Eukaryota, Fungi, Ascomycota, Sordariomycetes, Microascales, Microascaceae. Bases 1 to 1284 code for a protein of 427 amino acids.